AUGGCCAGUGGCCCCGUACCUGGCAUGGUCUUGCAACCUAGGGUCAAUAUGAUGAUCAUUUCGGUCGCUCGCCACAAGAUUUCGAUCGAAGACAAUGUCUCUACUUGCCAGCUUCCACUAGAGAGUAUCAACCACGAUCCCAGCCGCCCCAGCAUUUCUCUGUAUGCGUGGCUCAAGCCAGAAGCCCUUGAAAACCUCAAGACAAUGAUCGAGGCCCGCCUACGCAUCUCGCUGGCCCACAUGUCUAUCGUUUGGUACAUGAUCGAGUCCGGUCAACUAGCCACAGUCAACGACAGAGAGUCGCUGUGUGCUGCCAUUAUGGAUCACAUAAACUUCCGCAGACACACGGUCCAGUUACAUCGCCAACAUGCCCAGAAUCUUUCCUCCCAGAUGAAGCAAAGUCGGCCACAAACAAACAACUCGACAGAGAAGACGUUGCGCGGCCCAGUCAAAGAGAGGUGCGAGACGAGGAUAGGCCAUACUCAAAAGUCAGUUGAGCAACAUUCGCAAAUCACUGUCUGA
Molecule: messenger RNA, 522 nt
Organism: Aureobasidium namibiae CBS 147.97
Lineage: Eukaryota; Fungi; Ascomycota; Dothideomycetes; Dothideales; Saccotheciaceae
Exons: 2
Coding region: 1-522 (173 amino acids)
Source: RefSeq, a predicted model, not a curated record